This is a messenger RNA of Sorex fumeus (smoky shrew), 2332 nucleotides long. It is a transcript of the gene BCAS1, whose product is annotated as brain enriched myelin associated protein 1. The transcript has 13 exons. NCBI's taxonomy places the organism in Eukaryota, Metazoa, Chordata, Mammalia, Eulipotyphla, Soricidae. Gene Ontology annotation, biological process: mitochondrial electron transport, ubiquinol to cytochrome c; myelination. The record is from RefSeq and is a predicted model, not a curated record. Bases 63 to 2264 code for a protein of 733 amino acids.
UGUGGCUGGAGGGCCUUGGAAAAUGGUAUUACAAUGCAGCGGGCUUCAACAAACUGGGGCUAAUGCAUGAUGAUAUGAUGUAUGAGGACGAGGGUGUGAAGGAGGCCACCAGGAGGCUGCCCAAGAACCUGUACAAAGACAGGAUGUUCCUCAUCAAGAGGGCCCUGGACCUGACCGUGAGGGCCCAGAUCCUGCCCAAGGAGCAGUGGACAAAAUACGAGGAGGAUAAAUUCUACCCUGAACCAUAUCUGAAAGAGGUUAUUUGGGAAAGAAAAGAGAGAGAAGGGGUGACCUCUGGGGAUGACCAUGAGCACAGCGGGGGUCUGGUGACCAUGGUGUCCACGCACACGGUUCACUGCUAUGACGAAGUCGAUUUGGGAAUAAGUGUCCAGCAGGACACUGGGGACACUUCUUCCCCCCAGACAAUGGAGCUCAGCACGGGCGCAGAUGCCCAGGCCAGCGGAAAGAAUCUUGGGCCAGAAGCCAGAACCCAGCCACCAGCUGCUAAGUCGCGUUUUUCCUUGACACUCUCUCGGCCUGUACCAGGACGUACCCGAGACCGCGCCUCAGAUUCAUCGCGGGCACCGGUGACGCUUGAUGUCAGCCCCCAGAGAGCUCCGGAGAACAAAGACCCAAGUGAGAGGCCGGGUCUUCCGGCAGCAGCUGCACCCGGGCCCGACCCGGAUAAAAGCCCAGGACGCAGCCCGGCCAGCGGAGACGGCGGCUCCGUCAGUGCACAGUUGGGGGGAGGAGCCCCCGCCAAGCCGAAGGACUCCAGCUUUUUGGACAAACUCUUCAAACCGGACAGGGGACAGGCCAAGGCACCCGCAGAGAACAACCCAGAACCCGCCAGCCUCCAGCCUCCAGCCCAGCCUGCCGACACCCCGGGACCAGUCAGGCUGUGCAACCAUGGCUCUAACCAGACGGACAUAGAUGCCAGUGAGGAGAAAGAACCGGAAGUCAGUCCUGUGAGUCGCUCUCUCCCCCGGGACGCAGCUGAGGACCAGCCCCAGAUAGCAGGGACAGAGAAUAACCCUUCCAUCAUGAGCUUCUUUAAAACCCUGGUUUCACCUAAUAAAGCGGAAACAAAAAAAGACCCAGAAGACCCGGCAUCCAAAGCCGAGAUUGUUUGUGAUGGACACGUGGGGCAGAAGACGGCCCAGAUCCAGGCCAAAGGCUCCAAGAAAAAACAGCUGCAGAGCCCCAGGCUGGGACAGGCCUGUAGGAAACUCUUUAGACAAAAGGGUACUGAAAAGUCACCCACCACUACGACAGACCUUAAAUCAGAUAAGGUCAGCUGUGCCCCCCAGGACACCCCGCGGGGAGCAGCCAAGAAUCCUCCAUCCACUGAACCAGCCAAGGAAGGGACCAAGGAGAAGGGGGCGCCCACGUCUCUGCCUCUAGGCAAACUGUUCUGGAAAAAGUCAGGCAGAGAGUCGCCGGUCCCCCCAGGUACAGAGGAGAAUGUGGUGUGUGAAUCACCAGUAGAGGCGCAGGCAAGCCAGGAGUUGGAGUCUGACUUAGACACAGUGGAUCUCGGCGGAGGAGCAGAGGCCGCCCCCGAGCCCGCAGAGGCCAAACUCAAACGUGAAGAGCGAAAACCAUCCAGAACGUCCCUGAGGGCGUUUUUCAGGCAAAUGUCAGUGAAAGGGGACGGAGGGACCUCUCACUCCGAAGACACAAACGCGAAAGACGCCAGCAGCCAAGUAAGUGACCUGGAGCCCCUUGGUGGCGGGCUGGCUGCCCGGGGCCUCUCCACUCCAUCCUCAUGCGGUGCAAACCUCAUGCCAACUCGCAUCUCUGCCAGCCCAAGACCCCCUGCCAUGUGCCAGACGUCCAUCUCCGCGGAGAAGGUGGUCAUGCCGCCAGGCCCCUCUGAGCCCGCAGCGGCAACCCCGAAGGGCAAGGAGGGACCCUCCAAGGACAAGAAGACCCCUACCGCCGCCACCGCCCCCGCCGCCGCAGAGACAAACAAGCCCAAGGGGAACAAGCAGGAGGCCCGAGCCCCAACUCCGGAGCCUGCAGGGGCAGCGGCCAAUGCCCUGCAGAACGGGGGCGGGCACGACUCCCCGCGGAGGCCCGAGAAGUGGCGGCAGCCCCUCGGGGGCUUCUUCAAGAGUCUGGGACCGAAGCGGAUGUCGGAUGCCCAAGUGCAGACAGACCCCGUCUCCAUUGGACCCGCUGGCAAAUCCAAGUGCUGGCCCAGGUGGGGUUUCUCCAGGGUCAAGAAGAAGAAGCGGCCCUUGCAGGAUCAGAGGUGCUGAGCGGACAGUCACCCACGGAGCAGAGGGCAAAGCCCACCCCUCUCUCCGAGUCAUCCCUGCGGGGACUU